This is a messenger RNA of Mixia osmundae IAM 14324, 612 nucleotides long. RefSeq lists its product as uncharacterized. The transcript has 2 exons. NCBI's taxonomy places the organism in Eukaryota, Fungi, Basidiomycota, Mixiomycetes, Mixiales, Mixiaceae. The coding region runs from base 1 to 612 and encodes 203 amino acids. The record is from RefSeq and is a predicted model, not a curated record.
AUGGUUCAAAGCUUGCUGUCAAGACCUCAAGUCAAGAUGGCGGGUUGUGCGGUCAUGUCGCACUUUGCUCAGACGGCGCCUAUCCAGAUCUAUCCUCGCUCUGUCGCACGUAUCGUCGUCAACCUACCUCGCUCCCGCCGCAAGCCGACUUGGGGUNGGGAAGAAGACGUCGUGCUUCAGUCAGCAUGGCUGCGCUCUUUCACUACCGAUGGAACGCUGGCCACUCUGGAUAUGGACAGACCACCCAACAAGUCCAUGNCGCCUUAUGUGACGAAGCCGAAGAUAGAGCUCAAGGCAAAGGCAAAGAAGUCAGUUCGUUUUGACGAGACGGUGACCGUGCAUAGNUACCCUGCACCCAUCACCANGUCGGUCGCUUUCAGCAGCCGCAUUCAAGUCAGAACUUACCAGCCGGCGAGACCUCGCCCGGCAGUGAUCUCUGCGCCUGCGAUCCCCAAGAUCGUCCUCACCUCACCAGGUUGCACGGAACGCACUAUCUUACGAGCUCAGCCUGGGCCGGGGGCCAAUCCGGUCAAGAAGCCUGCCGUCGAGAAAGUGNUUCCAUUCAAGGACAUCAAAUGCCUUCGUGCUGACGCCUUCAUGCUGAAGAGCUGA